Prinia subflava (tawny-flanked prinia) is the source of this 3277-nucleotide messenger RNA. It is a transcript of the gene RNLS, whose product is annotated as renalase, FAD dependent amine oxidase. The coding region runs from base 79 to 1140 and encodes 353 amino acids. The record is from RefSeq and is a predicted model, not a curated record. Gene Ontology annotation, molecular function: oxidoreductase activity, acting on NAD(P)H. The transcript has 7 exons. NCBI's taxonomy places the organism in Eukaryota, Metazoa, Chordata, Aves, Passeriformes, Cisticolidae. Gene Ontology annotation, cellular component: extracellular region.
UGUCCGUGUCCGGGGCGUGUCCGUGUCCAUGGGCGUGUCCGUGCCCGGGCCUGUCGGUGUCCGGGGCUGGGGGCGGCCAUGGCGCGGGUGCUGGUGGUGGGCGCGGGGCUGACGGGCGCGGCGGGCGCGGCGCUGCUGCGCGGGGCCCCGCGGGGACAGCUGGCCGUCUGGGACAAGGCGCGGGGCGCAGGGGGCCGCAUGAGCACGACCCGCUCCGACCGCGGCAGCGCCGACCUGGGCGCGCAGUUCGUCACCUGCGAGCCGGAGCUUGCGGGGCCGCGGCUCAGCUUCUACGAGGAGCUUGUGUCUCACGGCAUCCUGAAGCCACUGACGGCUCCCGUGGAAGGAAUGGUGGUGAGAGAAGGCUCCCGCAAUUACGUGGCACCCCAGGGCAUCUCCUCGGUUGUCAAGUACUACUUAAAACAGUCAGCAGGUGCAGAUGUGUCCUACGAGCAGCACGUAACUCACAUCUCCCUGCGGGAUGGCAGGUGGGAAGUCUCCAGGAAAGAGGGGCCCCCGGAACUCUUCGAUGUGGUAAUCCUCACCAUGCCUGUCCCACAGAUUCUCCAGCUGCAAGGUGACAUUGUCAACAUAAUUAAUGAAAGUCAAAUGCAGCAACUGGAAUCUGUGAGCUACUCAUCCCGCUACGCCCUGGGGCUGUUUUACGAGGCUGGCACAGGGAUUGCUGUCCCCUGGGCUGCUCACUACAUCGCCGAUAAUCCCUGCAUACGCUUCAUCUCCAUCGAUAACAAGAAGCGCAAUAUAGAGUCUCCUGAAGUUGGGCCCUCGGUGGUGGUGCACACGACUGUGGCCUUUGGCAGCGAGCACCUGGAGUCAGACCCUGCAGAGGUGCAGCAGGUCAUCCUCAGCCACCUGCAGAGGAUUGUGCCCUCCCUGCCUAAACCCAGCAGCAUCAAGUGCCAGAGAUGGAGAUACUCCCAGGUUACAAGAGCUGUGCCCAAUUGUCCAGGACAGAUGGUUCUCCACACUCAGCCUCUCCUGAUCUGUGGGGGUGAUGGAUUCACUCGUUCCAACUUCGAUGGCUGCAUAGAGUCUGCUGUGAGCCUUGCAGAGGCUGUGAAGCCUCAUUUACAGCAAUUUCAAAGCCAGGCUGCCAAACUUCCUCUAGAUUUGUUAUGAAUUUUGCUGGGAUGGGUUGAAUUUAAGUUUAACAUCAGUGUCGUCUCGCUAAAAACAAAUAAAAGAAGAUGUAGCUGUGUGCUGGAAUAAUUAUUAGGAUGGAAUUAAACUGAAUUUUCCAGUAUCUGUGCUGAGAGUGGUUACUUUGAUUGAACUAAGACUUUCCCUGGCUCUUGGCAGAGGCACGGAGCUCCAGCACUCUUGCUGGGCCUCCUGAUACUUCUACAGCCCAUGAAAAUUUUGUCAAGGAGAGGAGCCUGACUUGAAGCAGCACAAAAAUCCAUGAAGCUACAGAGUUUAUUCCUUGAAAACUCCUUAUUUACUCCUUGUCCUAGAGACAGGUCAAGGGGAAUGGCUUUGCACUGCCAGAGGGCAGAGUUAGGUGGGACACUGGGCAGGAAUUGUUCCCUGGCAGGGUGGGCAGGCCCUGGCACAGGGUGCCCAGAGCAGCUGUGGCUGCCCCUGCAUCCCUGGCAGUGUCCAAGGCCAGGCUGGACUUUGGGGCUUGGAUCACCCUGGGACAGUGGAAGAUGUCCCUGCCAUGGCAGGGGUGGCACUGGAUGGGCUCAGAAAUUACUCAGAAAUUACUCAGAAAUUACCAAGAAAUAAUAUUUAUUUAUUCUAAAUUGGAUUUUAACUUUUCCUUCGUCUUCAAUCAUGUAUCACAAGUCUAGUAUCUGUCUACCACAGUACUAAAAAUAACAAAAAGCAGACAGAAUUUAAACCAUUAGAGGAGUACAAUUCAGCCUCUGUUUUUCUUAUUUUACCCCUGCAUUUCACCCAAAUCUCACAUCCUGUAUCACAGCACCUGACCACUGUGAUUUACUGCCUUUGGCCAUUUAUAGUGGAGUAUUUUAAGGGACACUAAGAAUUUAAGACUUGUUAAUUUUAAAAGUAGGCAGAAAACUGGAUGUGAGGCAUCUUUGGCUCAGCACUAUGUUGUUCCUCUCAGGUGGUUGUUCUCUGAAGAGCUGUGAUGCUCUUUCAGGAGCUCUGUGUUACCAGCAGCCUCUGAUACCAGGAGUGACAGGAGAUUCUCUGGCUCUGUCCUUGCAGCAGUCUCUGAGCCUUGAUCACCCUGAAGCCUCAAAGUACCCGAGUCACAGAUUCAGAGAUGUUUUUUGAGUCAUGAAAUUUUUCAGUUUGGAGCUUUUUUGAAUCCUGGAGAGUCUCAAACUGCUCCUUCCUCAUAUCCCAGAAUCAUGGAGGUGGGAAAAUCCCUCCCAGCCCAUGCAGUCCACCCUGUACCUCAUGCUGCCCACCUUGUCCCCAGCCCAGGGCACUCAGUGCCACCUCCAGCCCUUCCUUGGACACCUCCAGCCAUGAGCACUGCAACCCUCCCUGGGCAGCCCCUGCUGAGGCCUGAGCUCCCUUUCCAUGCACAAAUUCCUCCUGAAAAUAUCAUGCCAGUCUACCAAAACACCUCUGUUCUGCAGCAUGCCUCCAGCUUAAGAUGCUUUAGAUAAAAACUGCUUGGGGUUUUUUUAACAUGGAGAGGAAAAGCUGUUGGAUGUGAUCCUGUGGAUGUGCUCCGGGCUGCGGGAGCGCUGGGAGCAGGGAGAUGUGGAAUUCCCUCACGAGGCGGGUGACAGGGUGAUGUUUCAAAGAGGCCACUGUAUGCAGAAGGGUGGCAACAGAAGAGACUUGUCUGGUUGAUUUCCUGGGCUUUUCCCUGAUUUUUGAUUAACUGGCAGAUUGGAUGUUCCAGCCGCUCACUCCUUGUUCCCAGACAAGGGGGAUGCCUGUGUCUGGUCUCAUCUGUGCCACGAGCCCAGCCACUGCCUGGAGUGCCACUGGAGCCUCCCAGCUCCCAGACCACGAUGUUCUUGUGUUCCUCAUCACAAGGGAAGCCAGGGCCACGGCUUCUCAAAGCCUCGCAGCUCCCAGCUGUGGUGACUUCCACCCAGGGAACACCCCUGGGCAGGGCUGGCCCGUGGCUCCCUGUGCAGCCCCUGGGAUCAGGGAAUGUGGGAACAAGGCUGCAAUGGAUGGAUCUGCCAGUUAAUCAAAAGUCACGUCCAUCCAGGGAAAAUCCCAGGAAAUCAACCAGACAAGUCUCUUCUGUCUCCAGAGACCUGGGCUGUGAUUUUGUGCAAGCAUAUGAAAAUAAAUAAAUUAAGAGAUUAAUUUAGUUUUG